Messenger RNA from Trichoderma breve, 777 nucleotides. Its product is annotated as dienelactone hydrolase family domain-containing protein. Gene Ontology annotation, molecular function: hydrolase activity. Bases 1 to 777 code for a protein of 258 amino acids. NCBI's taxonomy places the organism in Eukaryota, Fungi, Ascomycota, Sordariomycetes, Hypocreales, Hypocreaceae. The record is from RefSeq and is a predicted model, not a curated record. The transcript has 3 exons.
AUGGCCUCUCGUCCUCUUGCAUCUUGUUGCUUUAAGGGUGUCAAGCAUGAAGGCGAGACUACUGGAAAGUCUUUCAAAAUUGGCAACUACGAUGCGUAUCUCGCAACUCCUAAAGAUACCAAUAACCAUCAAGGCGCCGGUAUUUUAUAUCUUAGUGAUGUAUUCGGCAUCUGGACCAAUUCGCAGCUGUUGGCUGAUCAAUAUGCGGCAAAUGGCUACACAACUUUGAUCAUCGACAUUCUCAACGGAGAUGGAUUGACGGAGAUCCCUGGUCAUAACUUUGACUGGAUGAAAUGGUUGAUGGGUGGCUUCCGAAAUGAUUCCACUCCUCAUACUAAUGAAUAUGUGGAUCCCGCUGUCGAAGAAGCAAUAAAAUACAUGAGGAUUGAGCUAAACAUUACUGCAAUUGGUGCAGUUGGAUAUUGUUUUGGAGCAAAGUAUGUUGCUCGUCACUCUGGCGCAGAAAAGAUUAACGUUGGCUAUAUGGCUCACCCUUCCAACGUUGAUGACGAUGAGAUUAAAGGCUUUCAAGGUCCUCUAUCUAUAGCGGCCGCUGAGUAUGACGACCUUUUCCCACAAGAGCUGCGCUACAAGACGGAGAAUCUUCUCAAGACGAAAAGCUUUCCAUACCAAAUCAAUUUAUUCUCCGGCGUCUCACAUGGCUUUGGUGUUCGUGGUGACUUGAGUAAUCCGGUUUUCAAGUGGUCUAAGGAGCAAGCGUUUUUCCAGGCUAUUGCUUGGUUUGAUCAAUAUCUUAAUAAAGGUCCUCUCGUCUAA